AUGCCAAUGUGUUUUGAGUACACAUUCGGACAAAAAGUGACCGUGAUAAUAGACUGCUUUGAAGUUUUUAUUGAAAAGCCAUCGAAUCUACUGACUCUAGCUCAAACAUUCAGCUCAUACAAGCACCACAAUACCAUCAAGGCACUCAUAGGUAUAACACCCCAAGGAACAAUAUCAUUUGUUUCUCAAGCUUGGGGUGGGCGAACAUCAGAUAAGUUCAUUCCAGAGAACUGUGGUAUUUUAACCAAGCUAGUUCCUGGAGACACAGUAAUAGCAGAUAGAGGUUUCACGAUAUCUGAAAGCGCGGGAUUAAAAAAUGGGAAGCUUGUCAUUCCUGCUUUUACAAAAGGAAAGGCCCAACUAGAUCCAGUUGAUGUAGAAAGAUCAAGAGGAAUAGCUAGUGUUAGGAUUCACGUUGAGAGAGUGAUAGGGUUGCUGCGACGAAAGUAUACCAUAUUGGAAGGUACGCUACCUCCAAAUUUUUAA
Molecule: messenger RNA, 486 nt
Organism: Stylophora pistillata
Lineage: Eukaryota; Metazoa; Cnidaria; Anthozoa; Scleractinia; Pocilloporidae
Source: RefSeq, a predicted model, not a curated record